Messenger RNA from Tetranychus urticae (two-spotted spider mite), 1748 nucleotides. RefSeq names its product mitochondrial DNA helicase (gene mtDNA-helicase). Gene Ontology annotation, biological process: mitochondrial DNA replication. Gene Ontology annotation, cellular component: mitochondrion. The record is from RefSeq and is a predicted model, not a curated record. NCBI's taxonomy places the organism in Eukaryota, Metazoa, Arthropoda, Arachnida, Trombidiformes, Tetranychidae. Gene Ontology annotation, molecular function: 5'-3' DNA helicase activity; ATP binding; single-stranded DNA binding.
AAACUGUCUCUUCAUUAUCAAAAGCAAUACAUUUUAAAAAUUCGCACCUCGGUGUCCAGUCUUUUCAUUGUAAAACCUGAUCUUCAUUGUGAAUGUUUGGUCUUUUCAAUCAAAAUCACUGUAUUAUGAGCAACUCGGAGGGUGGAUAUAAAGUCAUUUUGCAAUAUUGAGACAGACUCAAUGAAAUUGCAUCUGAAUAAUCUUAUCAUGCACUUUUAGUUUCUGUCUGUAAAAAACUUUUGCUAUUUAUGAACUUUUCAUUUUUAAUUAUUUACAAGUUAUACUCACAUGUGUUGUUAUUGAAUAUUCUGGAAAUAUCAAUUUCAACGUGAAUAAUUGUUGAUACUGGCAAACCAUUAUUUUGUAAAACGUUACAUGUUUGGUUAUUUAAUUAUCUUUUAAACCAGGAGAUCAUUUUACAUAAAGAAAAGUUGGAUGUUCAAGUGAAUUUUAUGAUAGGCAAUUAGUUUUAACUAUUUUCAUUGUAUAAUGGAUUUAUAUUUAAAUUGAAAGUCUCAAGUCCAGGUUAAGAUAGGUUCAAAAAUAUCAGCUGUCUUUUUAACAUCAUAUGUUUCAAAGCACAUUGGUUGCCAAUGAUUGGUAUCAUCUGGAUUGUUGUUUCUUUAACGUGAUGUCUUGGUUUUGUUAUUUUAGAUAAUCUUUUUUAUAAUUAAUUUACUUUCAAUUGAUUGAUUUUCAUUAUCUAAAAUACUGUCUAUUUAUCUGGAAAAAAUGAGCAAAAUAUCACUGAAAAAGAGUUUGUUAACUUUCGUGCAACUUCGUAAAGGUGUUUAUAAUGAGAUAGUGAAUCACAAACAGUUAGAAGGAAUUAGAUGGAAACGAUUUCCUGGUAUCAAUAAGUAUUUGAAAGGUUUCCGUCCUGGUGAAUUGACAGUAUUAACUGGGCCAACAGGCUGUGGAAAGACAACCUUUUUGUCUGAAUAUUCUUUAGAUCUAUGUCUUCAAGGCGUACCCACUCUUUGGGGCAAUUUUGAGAUCCAAAACACUCGUCUGUGUAAGGCUAUGAUGAACCAACUUGCUCAAAAGCAGUUAAGUGCUAAUUUACAGGAAUUUGAUCACUGGGCCGAUAAAUUUACUGAAUUACCAAUGUAUUUUAUGAAUUAUCAUGGAGCUGAAGCCUUUGAAAAUGUCUUAGCAACCAUGAAAGAAGCGGUUACCAACCAUCAAGUUAAGCACGUUAUAAUUGACAAUUUACAAUUUAUGAUGGGAACUAGAAACAAGAAGUAUUUUCAUCUUGAUAGAUAUGAAUAUCAAGAUCAUGUUAUUGGUUCAUGUAGAAGUUUUGCAACCGAAAAAGAGUGCCAUAUAACUCUUGUUAUCCACCCAAGGAAGGAAGAUUCAGGAGAGUUGACCUUAAAUUCAAUUUUUGGCGGAGCAAAAGCAAGUCAGGAAGCUGAUAAUAUACUUAUUUUUCAAGUUGAAUGGAAAGGUAAUACAAGGCAAAGGAAGUAUUUACAAAUAAGCAAAAACCGGUAUGAUGGUGAUUUAGGAAGUAUAACUCUUAAAUUCAAUAAGGAAACUCAAGGUUUCGGUACGAGUUCUAGUAAAUCAAAUCAAGUUACUGACGAUAUUCUUAUUGAUUGAUCGUAAACUCGGCUUAAUUUAUCUUGAGCAAUAUUUAAUCAACUUGUAACGAUAUGGUUAACAAAAAUCCAAUCAAAUUACAAUUUAUUGUUCAAUAUUGUUUUUUUUUGCAUAUAUUAAUAAUAUUAAUUGAAAAUAGAAAA